Molecule: messenger RNA, 906 nt
Organism: Suillus subalutaceus
Lineage: Eukaryota; Fungi; Basidiomycota; Agaricomycetes; Boletales; Suillaceae
Exons: 6
Coding region: 1-906 (301 amino acids)
Source: RefSeq, a predicted model, not a curated record
AUGGUGAUGAGGACAAGCCUGGCCCUGCUUAGGCUCCAGCCCUGUCUUCUGCUGGUCCUUCCUCUAUCUCUCAUCCUUCCUCUAUGGCUGGUCCUUCUUUUACUCAGCUCUGCCAGUGCCAAGCGCCCUUAUGAGGGCACCACUAUCAAUUCUGUCAAGACCAGGUCAUUCACAUCAACCCAUGAUUCAGUUCAGCCAGUCUCCACCACCUUUGUGUCUCUCCCUGCAAAGAAAGCACCUUCACAGGCCAGCACACAUAUCUCUCAGAAGAUGAGUAAUGUGGUGAAAAUGAGCAGUGCAACACAGGCUGCCAAGAUCAUGCCUGCUGCUGCAAUGGGAAUGCAGGGCACUAUCAACCGCUUGGCUGAUGUCUUUGAAAGAUUCAUUCAUGGCAGGCAGCAUGCAGCUUACACUCUGCCUCCACCUGGGCCUGUGCCUGAGGGUAAUAUGGACUUGGUGGUGCAUGCCACACAGCUAUUACAGACUGAGGAUGUCAACAUGCCUCCCGAGCAGCAGGCUGUAUUGAUAAUGGUUCUUGCGCCGCUUGAUGAGAUCGCACCUCAUAUCCUUCAGUUAUGGAAGACACGUCAAACAGGCAAGCAGAUCAUGGAUGAUGUGAUUGACCAUGUUCGAGGAGUCUACAUUAAUCCAAGCCACACUGUCUUCGACCUUGUACCUGCCAACCUGAACAAUUAUAUCCAACAGUGCUAUGAACAAAUGGGCUGUCCCAUUGUUGACUGUGGCUCAGCAUGGAUCAACGAGGGGCUCGAUCACGACGGUCUUGUUGUGUGGGAUUUCUCCAAUAACGAAGAUGAUCAGAUUAGUAAUGCUGAUCAGUGUUUCGAGUUGGCGCACAGGAUGUUCAGAGGCCAGCAGAAGCACUUUACCUUACUAGGAAGGUUCUGA